This is a messenger RNA of Myxocyprinus asiaticus (Chinese sucker), 2072 nucleotides long. RefSeq names its product thromboxane A2 receptor-like. The transcript has 3 exons. The record is from RefSeq and is a predicted model, not a curated record. Gene Ontology annotation, biological process: inflammatory response; positive regulation of cytosolic calcium ion concentration; adenylate cyclase-activating G protein-coupled receptor signaling pathway. Gene Ontology annotation, cellular component: plasma membrane. Lineage: Eukaryota; Metazoa; Chordata; Actinopteri; Cypriniformes; Catostomidae. Bases 223 to 1185 code for a protein of 320 amino acids. Gene Ontology annotation, molecular function: thromboxane A2 receptor activity.
GCUCAACAUCAGAGGAGUGUGCAUGAGUGCUCUGCCGGGAUGGAGGUGAUAAGACGCACAUCUUGAGGGUCUUUGGAGAGACGCGCGACCGGAGGAAUGCGCUCUGGAGAACUGCGAACUUUACACGCUUUAAGAGGCCUGCAGAUCCUUAAGUGUGAAGUUCUCAAGAUGAAAUAAUCAGAAGAAGUUCCCUCUGGAGAAGACGAUUAAUCAGCUACCAUCAUGUUUUCAGCAUUCUUCUCUAACCAUAGAACUGCUGUAUCAGCCAAUGAAACUCCUCUGUGCUUCUCGAUCAACAGCCCUCCUUUCGAAUACAACCACACCAUUGCCUCCGCCUACUUCUCAGCUGUGUUUAGCGGACUCGGACUGAGCUCAAACCUCUUCGCCUUGGUGGUGCUAGCCAAGACAUUUCAUCACACCAAGAGCCGGUCCCGUUCCUCCUUCCUGCUGUUUCUCGGUGGCCUGGUGUUUACUGACUUCAUGGGACUCCUGGUCACCGGUUCCAUUGUGGUGUCCUUCCAUAUUACGCACUUCAACUGGCGCGAGCUGGACCCCCAUUGCCACUUUUGCAACUUCAUGGGCAUGUCCAUGGUCUUCUAUGGCCUUUGCCCACUGUUGUUGGGGGCCGCCAUGGCCGUAGAGCGUUUUGUGGGGAUCAACCGACCCUUCGCUCGUACCACCAACAUGUCCAAGAGCAGAGCCUUGUCAACGGUGGCCAUGGUGUGGGUCACGGCAGGUUGUAUAAGUCUGUUGCCUCUGGGGGGGCUUGGAAGUUACCACCUGCAGAUGCCUGGAUCAUGGUGUUUCCUCAACAUCAGCUCCAAACCUCUGGACAUGACCUUCAGUUUGAUCUUCUCCCUGGUUGGUCUGCUGUCGCUGGUCGUAUCAUUCUUGCUCAACACGGUGAGCGUGAUCACCCUUCUGAGAGUGUGUUGCGGGAAAGACGGCAGUCAAAGGAGACGAGACUAUGAAGUGGAGAUGAUGAUACAGUUGAUCUUGAUCAUGGUCAUCGCAUCUAUCUGCUGGUGUCCUCUACUGAUAUACAUUUUGAAGACCGUUGUGUCCUCCAUACCUGUGAACUCUUAUAACGUACUGUUCUUUCUGCGAUUGGCCACCUGCAAUCAGAUAUGUGACCCCUGGAUUUACAUCCUAUGCCAGGAGUCUAGACUGAGGCGAGUAGACUGACCAAUCCGGUUGGCUGAUCCAGUUUGCAAUCCGAAUUAACAACGACCACCAUUCACACUCACUCAUCAAAUGUGACAUACGAUUGCUUCAAACUGCUUCUGCCAUUUGCUCAUGCUUUGCAGCUACAGCGUAAGAAUGGCUGCUGCGCACUGGCAUCAUCAUCCACCUGACAGCUGACUAUGAUUACCGUGGUAACCAACAUUUCCACCAAAAUACCUUAUUUACUCCAGUUAUUGUUACUACUGUAAAAACAUAAAUUAUUAUAGGAUUAUUGUAAAUUAUAAAUGUAUAUAUUAUAUAACGUAAUAUAUAAAUAUAAUAAAUUGUGUUCAGUUUAUUUAUUUGAAUGACUUCAGUAGCUAAUACCAAGUUCAAAAAUUACAGUAGUAACUGCAGGAACUACAUUAUUUUGGUGGAAAAGCUGGAAAAUGUUUGUAAGAGAAUGUUGUUGCAUCAAAUGCACUGUGUGUGGGUUUCUCUGUGUUUGAGCAUGUGUAUAUUUUGUCGAGUGAACACUGCUAAGAUCUGUGAUGUCUAGCUCAUGAUUUUCAUUACUGUUUUUUUUAUUCCUAAGUGUUCAUAUUAACAACAAACCUCAGAGAGUUCCAUGAGAAAACGCACUGCAGUGUCCAGUUGACAUUGUGACUGGCUUCACACGACUCAUUUUAUGUCCAUUAUCUCUACUGUCAUUUUUGAGUACAAAAUGAAAUACUAAAAAAGAAAAAUAGAAAUAACAUUUUGCAUGAAGGAAAUGAAGCCUUUAUUUAUCAAUAAUGUACUUGACAGUUUACGUGAGAUUUACGAAAUAAAUGUUUUCAGAGACUUGAAAAACAUUACCAAAUAUUUAUUAUCGACAUGAUGUCAUUUUGGGUCUGAAAAUUGUUUGU